AUGAAUCGCACAAAAGAGUAUUAUGUGAAUAGAUGGAUGGAUGGAUGGAUGGAUGGAUGGAUGGAUGGAUGGAUGGAUGGAUGGAUGGAUGGAUGGAUGGAUGGAUGGAUGGAUGGAUUAGAAGUAAUAUUGUUAAUCCAGCCAGCCAACUCCACCCAUCCAACAAUAAAUAAUAAUAAUAAUAACAAACGAUCAACCAACCUUAUCCAACCAACCUCCUACCAACCAACCCUUUGGAAAAUUACUAGUAUAACAUUGGAUCAAUCAUAUGAUAUAAUUUUCAAUAAUCAGUCAUUCUAUUCUACUAGUAAACGUUUCCUUUUAUAA
Messenger RNA from Cavenderia fasciculata, 327 nucleotides. RefSeq lists its product as uncharacterized. The coding region runs from base 1 to 327 and encodes 108 amino acids. The record is from RefSeq and is a predicted model, not a curated record. Lineage: Eukaryota; Evosea; Eumycetozoa; Acytosteliales; Cavenderiaceae. The transcript has 2 exons.